GUCCCUCCUCCUCGUUACUGACCCGCCCUGCGGGUUUCCCUGUGCCACUGCAGUGAAACCGACGGUAAAAGAGAGAGAGGAUCUAGUUAAAAAAGUAAACAAGAACCUGAUUAUCACGAGCGCCGUGUUUUGUAAUAGCGAAACCCCCUUUUAUAUAGUUUUUUCCCCAUUCCGUUCACAUCUCCGGGUCAACACAUUUCGUCAUCCAACCGGCAAUAUGGGAAAUGAGGCAAGUUACCCCCUGGAAAUGUGCUCGCAUUUCGAUGCUGAUGAGAUUAAGCGUCUGGGAAAGAGGUUUAAGAAACUGGACCUAGAUAACUCUGGAUCCCUUAGCGUGGAGGAGUUCAUGUCCCUGCCAGAACUCCAGCAGAACCCGCUGGUCCAGAGGGUCAUCGACAUCUUCGACACCGAUGGAAACGGAGAGGUGGACUUCAAGGAAUUCAUCGAGGGAGUCUCACAGUUCAGUGUCAAGGGGGACAAGGAGUCAAAGCUUCGGUUCGCCUUCCGGAUCUACGACAUGGACAAGGAUGGCUACAUCUCCAACGGGGAGCUCUUCCAGGUGCUGAAGAUGAUGGUAGGAAACAACCUGAAGGACACACAGCUCCAGCAGAUCGUGGACAAGACCAUCAUCAACGCAGACAAGGACGGAGACGGCAGGAUAUCCUUCGAAGAGUUCUGCUUAGUGGUGGGUGGCCUUGACAUACACAAAAAGAUGGUGGUAGACGUGUGAGCCUGUCCCUCCGCUCCUCUCUCUCCCUCGCUUUCUUCUCCAUCGGUCUCUGAAGAUCUGCUCAAGACGUCUGGCAAACACUUUGUGUAUUUCAAUGGAAGUAUUCUCUCUCCCCGUGAAGCUACUUUUUUUCUAAACAGGCCACAAGCUUCGCGAAGCCAAUUUAGUUGUGUUAUUGAACUCCGAUCCUCUCAAUAACCUGAAGGACAGCUAUUCUCGUUUGUAAGAGCAUCCCAGUUUGAGGGAGGGAGGGGAAAGGUUGGCUUGAUUAUAUUUUGUAAUGUAAUUUUUUUUAAAUAUUUAUUUUUGUUCUGGUCUCUUUUUUUUUUAUAUAGACAAGUAUAUCUAUAAUGUUUAUUUUGUGGGGAAAUGUGUCAUUAUCUGAGAUGUUGCGUUUAAAUAAUAUACUUGAUUUCGGUUACAAUUCAAAACGUAGGGUAUAAAGUGCCAACCAGGACAUAUCGUAUUGUUAUUAUUAAGUAUCCACCAUUGCUGUCAGUGAUGGGCUUUGAUGAGUCAAACGCUCGCUGCAUCAUCAGUCAAUUAUUUGACUCUUGAGCAGGUUGGAUUAGAUCAAUUAAGCCUGACUCUUGAGCAGGUUGGAUUAGAUCAAUUAAACCAUUUGACUCUUGAGCAGGUUGGAUUAGAUCAAUUAAACCAUUUGACUCUUGAGCAGGUUGGAUUAGAUAAAUUAAGACAUUUGACUCCUGAGCAGGUUGGAUUAGAUCAAUUAAACCAUUUGACUCCUGAGCAGGUUGGAUUAGAUCAAUUAAACCAUUUACUUGAGCAGUUGGAUUAGAUCAAUUAAACCUGACUCUUGAGCAGGUUGGAUUAGAUCAAUUAAACCUGACUCUUGAGCAGGUUGGAUUAGAUCAAUUAAACCUGACUCUUGAGCAGGUUGGAUUAGAUCAAUUAAACCAUUUGACUUGAGCAGGUUGGAUUAGAUCAAUUAAGCCUGACUCUUGAGCAGGUUGGAUUAGAUCAAUUCAACCAUUUGACUCUUGAGCAGGUUGGAUUAGAUCAAUUCAACCAUUUGACUCUUGAGCAGGUUGGAUUAGAUCAAUUAAGCUUCUGAUCACAUUAAAUAUACAAUACCUGUUGGAAGCUUAGGAUAGGAUGUUUUAUUUAUAUAUGUUUAUACUUUGAGAUUAUUAUUCUAAACGUAGAGAUAGAUGCCAAGAAAGUGAUGUCUUUGCAUACUUAUUUGUAUUUUACUUACUUUAACGACACGUUUUUACGUUGAACCAUAUGACAAUCCCCCAAUGUAAAGUAARUGGGCGGCAGGUAGCCUAGCAGUCAGAGGCGAGCCAGCAACCGGAGGGUUGCUAGUUUGAAUCCCGGGUCUGACGGGAAAAAUCUGGAGGGAAGUGAGCUGGUAACCAGAGGGUUGCUGCUGGUGUCAAAUCCUAGAUGGCAUAACCUGCCGUUGUACCCUUGAGCAAGACCCUUAACCCCCCCCCACAGCAACUGCUCCACGGGCGCCGUAGUAUGGCAGAGUCCCCUGUUCUAACCUCCGUGUGUGUGUCUUGGGAUUAAGUCAAAUGUUCCGUUGCACCUUGUGUACAAUUGAAUGAAUUAAAGGAUAUUGUACAGCUUGAUCACUCAAGUUGAAAAAAAAAUCUCUUAACAUGGACCAUGUAUUUGUAUUUUAUUUUGAACUGAGGAAUAUCCUAAAAUAUUGAGAUGAGAAAGAUUUAAUGAAUGUCAGUGAGUUAUCGAGACUCAACUGCAGGCAGCAUAUUAACUGUAUAUUAGGUCAAUGUUUGCUCAUCUCAGUAGAGGCUGCAGCAGGCAAUGUUAAAACACCCCAUGAAUAGUGCAGUUAGAAUACAGGGUUCUUUCUAAUGCAACAAUGGAGUUACUCGUAAGCUUUUGACAUGAUAAAUAGGAAUACUGUACAUUUGAGAGUGAAGAUUUAAGAACCUAUCACGAUCGCUUCAUCGGUCCUCUCCCUACGUGGUAUUCACAGUAGGGAGAAUGACACAAGUUUAACCAAACCGCAAUUUAAGGUGAAAUGGGCAUCCCGAGAAAAUAAUUAACAAAAUGGCGGCGGGUUGCAUUUUAAUGAUACGAUAGUUGGUUUGGAGACGUCUCAAAUGCCUCCCUGCUCCCUAUAUAGUGUACUACUUUUUAACCAGGGCCCAUAGCUCAGGUCAAAAUAAGUUCAUCAUAUAGGGCACUGUACAAGUGGCUUUGCUUGGGCCUCCUAUGUUUGCAUGAUGAUUUUCCUUGUGCAUGUAGAUGAUCCAUUUAAAUAAUCCUCGUUAAACACGUGAAUGGUGAGGUCAGUAAUAAUGAUAUUUAAUAAUCUACUGGGAAACAUAAAUGGAUUUUGUCCAACUUUGUUAAAUGUUCACAUUAUGAGCAGUAAUCCAAACAAACUGGAACUACACGUUAACUUUGUACCCCCCCCCCCGAUCAGCGAGAUGAUGCUUCUGGUCCCAAAGUCAACUGCCACUCACUGUACUCUGCACUGUUUUGUAUAGAAGCUUUCCUUUCCGUCAUCUAUAUAGUUCAGACUUUAGUUCUGCAAGUACUACUUUCUCUGAAGGGGACUCGGUGCUUUUUAGUUUGUGUGGAAACUGAAACGGUUAAGUUUGAUUAAUAGUUAUUUUCCCCUUUCUCUGCAUGCUGCAUCUGAUGCUGUGGGACUGUUGGAAACUUGAUAUUGUAUGAAAAAAAUAAACACACUUUGAAACAUUUUAA
Salvelinus sp. IW2-2015 is the source of this 3436-nucleotide messenger RNA. RefSeq names its product calcineurin subunit B type 1. The record is from RefSeq and is a predicted model, not a curated record. Gene Ontology annotation, biological process: calcineurin-mediated signaling; protein dephosphorylation. Gene Ontology annotation, molecular function: calcium-dependent protein serine/threonine phosphatase regulator activity; calcium ion binding; phosphatase binding. Gene Ontology annotation, cellular component: calcineurin complex. NCBI's taxonomy places the organism in Eukaryota, Metazoa, Chordata, Actinopteri, Salmoniformes, Salmonidae.